GAUUGGCUGCUGCGGGAACCUCGCGGGCCGGUGGCUAUGGAGCCCGUGGUGGUUGAUGGUUGACCGUUGGCUCAGGGAUAGGGGUCGUGACUCCAGGGAUCCGCUCACACCCGACCGGACGGCCCGUGCACUGCUGAUGCUUGGCCUGGAACCCGCUGGGGAGACCUAAUUCCGCUCAGCCAUGCCGGCCGGGAGUAACGAACCGGACGGCGUCCUCAGCUAUCAGAGAGCAGAUGAAGAAGCUGUGGUGGAUCAGGGUGGGACCAGUACAAUUCUCAACAUUCACUAUGAGAAAGAAGAGUUGGAAGGGCAUAGGACUCUGUACGUGGGGGUUCGGAUGCCUCUGGGUAGGCAGAGCCAUCGACACCACCGCACCCACGGCCAGAAGCACCGGAGACGAGCGCGGGGCAAAGGAGCCAGCCAGGGAGAGGAGGGUCUGGAAGCCCUGGCCCAUGACACACCGUCUCAGCGUGUUCAGUUCAUUCUCGGGACCGAAGAAGAUGAAGAGCAUGUGCCUCACGAGCUAUUCACAGAGCUGGAUGAGAUCUGUAUGAAAGAAGGAGAAGAUGCCGAGUGGAAGGAGACAGCCAGGUGGCUAAAGUUUGAGGAAGACGUUGAAGAUGGGGGAGAGCGCUGGAGCAAGCCAUAUGUGGCAACCCUUUCGCUGCACAGUCUCUUUGAAUUAAGGAGCUGCCUCAUUAAUGGAACCGUCCUUCUGGACAUGCGUGCGAAUAGCAUCGAGGAAAUUUCAGACCUGAUCCUGGACCAGCAGGAGCUGUUCAGUGACCUGAACGACAGCAUGAGGGUCAAAGUUCGUGAAGCCCUUCUCAAAAAGCAUCAUCAUCAGAAUGAGAAGAAGAGAAACAACCUCAUUCCCAUUGUUCGUUCCUUCGCUGAGGUUGGCAAGAAACAGUCUGAUCCACAUUCGAUGGAUAAAAAUGGUCAAACUAUAUCACCUCAGUCUAUUCCAGCCACAAAUCUUGAAGUGAAAAAUGGAGUGAAUUGUGAACACAGUCCUGUGGAUUUGAGCAAGGUUGACCUUCAUUUUAUGAAAAAAAUUCCCACUGGGGCAGAGGCCUCAAAUGUCUUGGUUGGAGAGGUGGACACUUUGGACCGGCCUAUUGUUGCCUUCGUGAGACUGUCUCCAGCUGUUCUUCUCUCAGGCUUGACAGAAGUGCCGAUCCCAACAAGAUUUCUGUUUAUCUUAUUGGGUCCUGUAGGGAAAGGCCAGCAGUACCAUGAGAUUGGCAGAUCCAUGGCCACCAUCAUGACAGAUGAGAUUUUUCAUGAUGUGGCAUAUAAAGCAAAAGAGCGAGAUGAUCUCCUGGCAGGGAUUGAUGAGUUCCUAGACCAGGUGACAGUGCUUCCUCCAGGAGAGUGGGACCCCUCCAUUAGAAUUGAGCCACCCAAAAACGUCCCUUCCCAGGAGAAGAGGAAAAUGCCUGGGGUCCCAAAUGGAAAUGUUUGCCACAUAGAACCAGAACUACAUGGGGGUCAUAGUGGGCCGGAACUGCAACGUACUGGGCGACUUUUUGGAGGAUUGGUGCUGGACAUCAAGCGGAAGGCCCCUUGGUACUGGAGCGACUACCGAGAUGCACUCAGCUUACAGUGUCUGGCCUCUUUCCUGUUCCUGUACUGUGCCUGCAUGUCACCUGUCAUCACCUUUGGAGGGUUGCUUGGAGAAGCCACUGAGGGACGCAUAAGUGCAAUUGAAUCCCUGUUUGGAGCCUCCAUGACUGGGAUUGCCUAUUCUCUGUUUGCGGGACAGGCUCUCACCAUCCUGGGAAGUACUGGGCCAGUUCUUGUGUUUGAGAAGAUUUUGUUCAAAUUUUGCAAAGACUACACCCUUUCAUACCUCUCCCUGCGAGCUUGUAUUGGACUGUGGACCGCCUUCCUGUGUAUUGUCCUUGUGGCAACUGAUGCCAGCUCCCUUGUCUGCUACAUUACCCGCUUCACCGAAGAAGCAUUUGCCUCCCUGAUAUGUAUUAUUUUCAUCUAUGAAGCAAUAGAAAAGCUGAUUCACCUGGCAGAGACCUAUCCCAUCCACAUGCACAGCCAGCUAGACCAUCUUAGCCUCUAUUACUGCAGGUGUGCUGUCCCGGAGAAUCCGAACAAUCACACCCUGCAGUACUGGAAGGAUCACAACAUAGUCACAGCAGAAGUGAAUUGGGCUAACCUCACUGUCAGUAAAUGCCAGGAGAUGCAUGGAGAAUUUGUAGGGUCUGCUUGUGGCCAUCAUGGACCCUACACUCCCGAUGUUCUCUUCUGGUCCUGUAUUCUGUUCUUCACUACGUUCAUCCUCUCAAGCACUUUAAAGACAUUUAAGACGAGCCGCUAUUUCCCAACCAGAGUCCGCUCCAUGGUGAGUGACUUCGCAGUUUUCCUCACUAUCUUCACCAUGGUGAUUAUUGAUUUUUUGAUUGGCGUCCCCUCACCAAAGCUGCAAGUUCCCAGUGUGUUCAAGCCAACAAGGGACGAUCGGGGCUGGAUUAUCAAUCCCAUUGGCCCCAACCCCUGGUGGACUGUGAUAGCUGCAAUCAUCCCAGCUCUUCUCUGUACUAUCUUGAUAUUCAUGGACCAGCAGAUUACAGCAGUCAUCAUUAACAGGAAGGAACAUAAGCUCAAGAAAGGCUGUGGCUACCACCUGGACCUGCUGAUGGUGGCCAUCAUGCUGGGUGUCUGCUCCGUUAUGGGCCUGCCGUGGUUUGUGGCUGCCACUGUGCUGUCCAUCACACAUGUGAACAGUCUGAAGCUGGAAUCUGAGUGCUCUGCUCCUGGAGAGCAGCCCAAGUUCUUGGGCAUCCGGGAGCAGAGAGUGACAGGCCUUAUGAUCUUUGUGCUGAUGGGCUGCUCAGUCUUCAUGACGGCUAUCUUGAAGUUUAUCCCAAUGCCAGUCCUCUACGGAGUUUUCCUCUACAUGGGAGUUUCCUCGUUACAAGGAAUCCAGUUCUUCGAUCGUCUGAAGCUUUUCGGGAUGCCCGCCAAGCACCAGCCGGACUUCAUCUACCUGCGGCACGUGCCUCUGCGCAAAGUGCACCUCUUCACCCUCAUCCAGCUCGCCUGCCUGGUCCUGCUGUGGGUCAUCAAGGCCUCUCCAGCAGCCAUCGUCUUCCCGAUGAUGGUCUUGGCCUUGGUCUUUGUCAGGAAAGUCAUGGAUCUCUGUUUCUCUAAGCGAGAGCUGAGCUGGUUAGAUGAUCUCAUGCCAGAAAGCAAAAAGAAGAAGUUGGAUGACGCCAAAAAGAAGGCCAAAGAGGAAGAGGAGGUUGAGAAAAUGUUAGAAAUAGGGGGAGACAAGUUCCCCCUAGAAAGCAGAAAGUUACUAAGUAGUCCUGGAAAAAACAACAGUUUCAGAUGUGACCCCUCUGAGAUUAAUAUAUCUGAUGAAAUGCCUAAAACCACGGUCUGGAAAGCUCUCAGUAUGAAUUCUGGAAAUACGAAGGAAAAAAGUCUCUUCAACUAAGAGUCUUUGUUGGAAUGGAAGAUUUGGGCCAUGAGGUGCUUAGGGGAGUGAAGAGAAAUCGGUGAGUCUCUCGGAGAAGAAUCAAGACCAACUCUGGCCCCAUCUAUGGUCAUCUCAAGCCUUGCCGAAGCAUUCAGUCAUUCCUGGUGUGCACUGGAGGGCAUCCUGCCACCCCCAUACCAACAGCCAGGCACCAGAUGCAAGCGUGGCAGCAGAAGGCCACUUCCUGUUGGUCCUUCUCUUCUUUUCUCUUCAGAACUGCCACCGUUAAAGACUCAGCUUCCCAUUUUUCAGACAUUUUCUCUGAAACUCUGCUGGCCUGCUGAGCCACAUGGAUCCAUUCUGCCAUAAGGACUCCUUCAGUGAAGCCCCUCUUCCAUUCUGCCAUGAGGACUCCUUCAUUGAGGCCCCUCUUCCUAAGUGCUGAUGGGAGAGUAGCAGGAAAACAGAAAGGAAAGGGAAGGUCCUAGUCUUUCUGGUGUCUUUGAGCUCCUGGGUGGCCCUGGGCCUCAGCUCCAUGCCCAUCCUGGUGGAGGAUGCUAGUCAGACCCUGAGGCUGUCAGGGGCUCUGCUAUCAGAAGGUGAGCCAUCUGGGCAUUGGCACUGCCCACCACCCCAGCCAGCACAGGCCUCUGACCUGGAGUGUCUUUGUCGCUCCCUAGCAGCAGUCUGCACAACUCAAAUGAAACCCUUGGAAGACACAAGGGUCAAGAAGGACAUUGGAGUUGUUCAGCUUAUUUAGGAAAAAGGCUUGGGUGGGAUUAGUAAAGACCACUGAGGAUGAGCAGCUUCUCUUGGUUUUUAUUGAAUAUAGAAUGAGAGAAUGAGCCUAAAUUGCUAUAGAAAGAAUUAGUUAGAUACCAGGAAGGACUUCAUAGCCUGAAGGUUUGUCAUAGUGUGUGCUUUCUAGAUAUCUAGAAAAGAUUUGAUAACAGUUGUUUGUGAGUAGAAAGAGGGAUAUGGUGUUUUUAUCGGCUGUUUCAUGGGACUGUUUGGUGUCUUGCUGCUGUCUUUUGAGGAAAUAUUCUUAUUGCAUCCUGGAGAGAUCCAAGUGCUUAUGUACUGUCUCCUUAGCUGCCUUAGUAGUAAACCAUCAUCAGCUCAGUGGACCAAACCACCUUUAGCCAUACGGUUUCUUCACCAUGGGUGUUUUUUAGUUGACAACAGUUCUGGUUCUUAGAUGUAAAGAGCCACCCUGAGAAAUGAACUGUAAGUGGUGAAGUUAAUUUCAGUAUUCUAAACUACGUAUGUUUUUUUUCUCUUGUACAUUGCAGUGAAUGUCAAGGGUGCGGGCUCUAGUGCAUAUAUACAGACCUUCCUUCCUUUGCGCACAGAAUGUGACUAGCCAGCCUGUUAGCACCCAGGGAAUUUAAUCAUGUUUGUUUUCCAUCCUGGAAAAUCUUUGCACAGUGGGAAAAUCCCCAGUGUGCUUUAGGUGCAUAGAUGAAGAGUUGACGACAUCAUUAUGUUGAGUUUUGCCCUCCUUUAGCUCUUAAAAUACAUUAAUGCAGUCUAGUCCUAAAGACUUGACUGAUGUUGUAAGAAUGCUUAGUUUUCCCCAUAUUUCUGUAACUUUUAGGUGGUGAUUUUCAUUUUUAUUUUAUUUUUAGGAACGUAGUUAUUUUAAUGCGGAGAUGAUUUUCAAAAUAUUUAACAACUAGUACUGGACAGGCCCCUAUCACCCGGCAUGGGUGUCGGCUCAGACAAGCAGUGUGUGUCACUGCACUAGUGUCUGAUGACUGAAACUCACACUGCUUUCAGGUGUUCAAGUGGCCUCUGAAAUUGGAUUUCAGGAUUGUGGGUGCUGCUCCUGGUUUGUCAGAUCUGAUUGCUAGCCAGAAAGCUGUUGUAGGGACACCCUUGGCUUCCAUUCAUGUGGUACAGACAGGAUCAAGAAUGUUCUUUGAAAUAGAUGGGCAUUCAGAUCUUUGUAAGCCAAAGCUUCACACUUGACCACUUUACAGCAAAUCAGUAAUUAUACCCUUAUCUACUUAACAUGGAAAAAGCAAAAGGCAGCCCAUCAAUGGGAAAAGCAUUUUUGCUGACUUUUCCUUUCCAUCCCUGCCUACUUUCUUCUUUUUCAUUAUUUUUGUGAUGAACUAGGCCGCUGUUCUUGUUCCAUCUUGCCCGUCCCAUAUUUUCCUUCCAUUUUCUGUGUGAGGAAGUUAGGGACAACUUCACCUGUUUCCCUCACCUCACUGCACAUGGGAAGGAUGUAUGGGGAAGAGUCCCUGUGUCCACAAAACCAGUGACAGAAUCCCUCAGAAAAGUGUCUCUCUUGAUACACUGGUGGCUCAUACUUUCUUGUACCUACUGAGCUGCCUGAAGGCAGGGAAGCAGCCUUUGUCAGCUUUGUGUAGUACCCUUAGGGACCACCUGCACUUCCGCGCCUCUGCAGUGGACUCUUCAUCGCUGCACCAAAGGGUGGCAGUCAUUUGGGAAGGCUGUGCUAACAGGCUGGUAGGUUUUUCUCAAGCAAUACUGAGCCCCAUUUUUGCUACAUCUAAUGAUAGGAACCGUCUCCUACUUUUAUUCUCUUCUCCUUCCCAGUUCCUGCCAAACACUCACCUCCAGUCCUGGCUGCUUCUUGCUUAGAUCCGUGGCUGAUGAGCAUGAAGCAGAGUCAAGCUGGGCAUUAGAAACUGGGAGUGACGGUGCAAGCACAAGUAUUCAUCGACGCUGUUAAGCUUGUGUGCACCAAGCUGCAGGAGCAUCAGCUCUCAUCAAGGGCAUUUCCAUCUUAGAUGUCUCUGAUAUAUAGUUUGAGGACAAACACCGGUGGAUUAACUGGCGAGAAAACAGUAUUUAAGUUCAACAUGAAGAAUAAAGUGACUUAGGAGUAGAAGGCAAGGCAGGUUACUAGUGAUUUUAAUGCUUAUAUUUGCUUGAGCCAAAGAAGUGAUACCCUCUUUCACAGUGAGAGAACAGUUUGAGCAUUGCCAAGUCAAUGCCUGGCCAGGCUGGUGGUAUCAAUGUAAGGGAGGAGGGAGAAGCCAGGGAUUUAAGAAAAUGAUGGUAUGUAGAAUCUUAGAUCUAAGGAAAAAGAACUGUAGUUGCUGAGUGGACAGAUUGCCUUCUGGUCAUUACGUUUAGAGAGGGGCUGGUCUAGACUUGCAGGCAUGCCCCACCUGCAGCCCACUGGCUAGUCGUGCCUAUGUUAACACUUUAAAACUUAAGGAAGUUAUGUUACAGUAAUUGUG
Octodon degus (degu) is the source of this 6660-nucleotide messenger RNA. RefSeq names its product solute carrier family 4 member 8 (gene Slc4a8). Gene Ontology annotation, cellular component: plasma membrane. The coding region runs from base 182 to 3460 and encodes 1092 amino acids. Gene Ontology annotation, molecular function: solute:inorganic anion antiporter activity; sodium:bicarbonate symporter activity; monoatomic anion transmembrane transporter activity. Gene Ontology annotation, biological process: bicarbonate transport; transmembrane transport; monoatomic anion transport. The transcript is spliced from 26 exons. NCBI's taxonomy places the organism in Eukaryota, Metazoa, Chordata, Mammalia, Rodentia, Octodontidae. The record is from RefSeq and is a predicted model, not a curated record.